UUACAUCACGCUACAGACACAAGCAAAUUUUUUUAAAAAUACGAGAAGCAAACUUCUGUCUCAUACAACCGGGUGAAAUCGCGAUGAAAUUGAGCGAAAGAAACGAGAAAUAAUGUAAAUGUUGGCAGAUUGACAGCCACAUUGAAUUCGGUGAUAAGUGGGGAUUGACAAUGUGGCGAGUAUACAACGAAGAUUUUACACGCUCACCAUCUUGUGAAACGUCUUGACACGUAGUUCAGUUAUCUUUAUACGUUUGAAAAUUAUAUUAUUCAAUACUAAUUAACACACUCGUACCUAGUAAAAAAUACCAUAUGAUUCGGAUUAAUCAAAACACCUUAACUAUUACAGUAUCAAUAAUUUUUUGUACUAAAAUUAUUGAAAUUUAAGUUAACGGACGUCGAUGCGAGACGAAAUCUAUAACUAAAAGUCGCUCACAUUUGAACGAGGCAUAAAUGUUCUUAUUUAACGCUUAAUUAAGUUUUGCUAAAUAUUUAUAAUAUAGAAAGCGUGUAGAUUGUCGCGGGACUUAGAGACUUGAGUUUAUUGCGCACCGAUACUGUCAAGUGACCAAAGAUUAAAGAAAAGUGUCAUCCUGUAAUAGUUUAUUUCUCUGAUUGAUACGUAUUAGAGAGAAGAAUGGAAUAUCAUCCGAUAAAUCCGGAAAUUGAUAAGCCUCCUCCGUAUUCGGUAGCUACUGCUCCUGCUGCACCUCAAGGACCUAUUUCAUGGCAACCACCUCCUGGGUAUUAUCCAAGCUCUGGUGUACCGUAUCAAGGAACAACUACAUAUAUUGCUCCGUGUGAAAUUAUUCUUGUGGGUGCAUGCCCAGCGUGUCGGGUAGGUCGACUUGAAGAUGAUUACACAUGUCUAGGGCUUCUUUGUGCAAUACUUUUCUUUCCGGUUGGUAUACUCUGCUGCUUGGCGUUAAAAAAUCGACGCUGCUCCAAUUGUGGAGCUUACUUUGGUUGACCAUUGCUGAUUAUCUACAUAUUUACUACACUGGUAUUUAGUGCUAUACAUUCAUGUUGUUGGAUAGUGCAAAGCUCUCAAUAUAAAAUGAUCAAGUUCUGUUUAGUCAAUCAGUAUCUAUUCUUUAUUCCAAGCAUUGACACUAUCGAAUAGUCACCAAUAAAUAUAGUAAAGUUAAUCAUGUACUUUGAAACUUGCAUAGUGAGAAGAUAUGACAAGGAUGCAGAUAUGUUUUUAUAUGUCCCUUUGUGGAAUAUAGAAUAGUGUAUAAUACUAUAUGGAAAAUUUAGUAUAAUGUACAAGAAACAAUUUUCUUUGUACAUUAGAAUUCUAACGUUUACUCAAAUAUUCUCAAACUGAUAGUAAUCCCAAGGAUUUUUUUAGUAAUAUAUCAUAGUAACUAUAUUACAUUAAUUGAUCAUGAUCCAGUAGUAUGAUAAUCUUGUAAUUCUACAGUUUUCUUAUGGCCAGUACUUAGUAAUCAACUGCCACUAUCCUUCACCUAAUUGUUUAGAAAUAGUGAAAGGAAAGUUUGGUAUGAAUAGAUAAUUAGUCAUUAUUUUGAAUUUAAUAACGUUGGUUAUAAUCGUACUUCAUAUGAAAGGUCAACAAAAUCACUGUAUGAGUGAAUAAGAUUUUGGUUUUAACUUUACAACUUUAUUCUCAUGUCACUAUCUGCUUCAAAUGACAUGGAAAGUUUCAAUGUCAGUGCUAAUAUUUAUCAACUCAUGUUAUCAGAAAUAGGCUUGAAGAUUUGAUAAACGUACCAGCAAAUGUAAAAUACUAGUUUUACUCUAACAAUGAGAAAUUGGCACAAUGUGGAAUCUCUUGGUGCUAAAAUUAAUGAUUGUAAUUAAUAUUCAUAAUGAAUAUAAAAUUUAAAGUCAACGGUAAUACAUGUGGAGAAAAAUUAUUAUUUGACUGAAUCAUACGCUUGAAAAUUACAAGCAGACACUAAUGUUCCCAUUGCAAAAGAUAUUAAAAAAUAUUUUCCGCCUUAUCACGUUUCCUGUUAUUCGAAUUGCAAUAUAAUCAAAUACUAACAAACCGUUAUUUCAAAAUAGCGCUUAACGAAGAGGUGCAAUCAAACAAAAUAAAAGGCCUGUGAGUCAUGCUCACUUGACGCUGUGCGUUUAACUGUAGCAGAAAGUGAUAUAAACGCGUACUGCUUGACAUUAUAUAAAUUAAAAAUUUUUCCUAAUUGAUUAUAAGUAAAUUUAACGGCGGUUCUAUGAGGUCUCGUUUGAUGUAUCAUAUAAUAUACGUAUAAGAUAAGAAUUUUCUACGAAUACAAAUCUAUAAAUACAGUACUUCUUGUACAUUGUUUUCUUAUAUCGAUAAAUAUAAUAUAUAUAUUUUACCGUAA
Cephus cinctus (wheat stem sawfly) is the source of this 2335-nucleotide messenger RNA. Its product is annotated as brain protein I3. The transcript is spliced from 4 exons. The coding region runs from base 637 to 969 and encodes 110 amino acids. Lineage: Eukaryota; Metazoa; Arthropoda; Insecta; Hymenoptera; Cephidae. The record is from RefSeq and is a predicted model, not a curated record.